Molecule: messenger RNA, 2870 nt
Organism: Thamnophis elegans (Western terrestrial garter snake)
Lineage: Eukaryota; Metazoa; Chordata; Lepidosauria; Squamata; Natricidae
Gene: TMEM158
Product: transmembrane protein 158
Exons: 1
Coding region: 195-1076 (293 amino acids)
Molecular function (GO): peptide binding
Source: RefSeq, a predicted model, not a curated record
CUCCACUCUUCGCCCCCACGCGCGCACUCGCCUCAUCUCUCGACCGCGACCGCCUCGCCUCCAUCCCCUCCCCGCCGCUCCCUUUUCUGGCGGCCAACCUUGCUCGCGCUUCCUAAAUGGAAACCGACAGCCGUCGCCGCAGCAGUUCCAUGCAACCUCGUUCCCCUCCUCUGGCAUUCCUCUAAGCCAAUGCCAUGCUGCUGCCUUUUCUCUCGGCGCUGUUGGCCGUUUUCGUUCCAUCCUUUCCCUGCCGAGGCUGGUCUCCCUCGUCUUCUUCAGAAUCCGGACGAAAGGAACCGACAAGACUCACCUUGCCUCCUCUCAACUCCUCUUCUUCCCCCAAGUCCUCUGUAAACUGGGGCGAGUUUCCGACCGAUUUUGAGAAAGGGCGAGGAAAGGCCACCAAGGCUGCGGCUGUAGCUACUCCUUCACCUGAGUCACCCCGCUCCGCGCCCCAGCAGGAGGAGCAGCCCCGCGAGGAGCAGCCGUGCAACAUCAGCGUGCAGAGACAGAUGCUGAGCUCAUUGCUGGUGCGCUGGAGCCCGCUGGGCUUCCAGUGUGAUCUCGUGCUCUUCUCCACGAGCGGCCCCGGCGGGCGCGCCUUUUUCUCGGCCGCCUUUCAUCGCGUCGGGCCGCCGCUGGUUAUCGAGCAUGUUGGGCUGGCAGCUGGUGGCGUACAGCAGGACCUCCGCCUAUGCGUGGGCUGCAGCUGGGCGCGAGGUAGGCGCGUCGGCCGCCUUCGCCCGGCCGCCUCCAGCCCAACCGCAUCGACUCCUCCUUCGGCUGCCCUCUACUCCUGGUCUACUCCGGACCACGGACAGCCUUGGCAGCAAGGGGAGCGACUCCACUUCUGCUGUCUGGAUUUCAGCUUGGAGGAUCUCAAGGGAGAUCCCGGCUGGAGGAUGAACCGCAAGCCCAUCGAGUCCACCCUGGUGGCCUGUUUUAUGACUCUGGUCAUCAUCGUGUGGAGUGUGGCUGCCCUCAUCUGGCCGGUGCCCAUCAUCGCCGGCUUUUUGCCCAACGGCAUGGAGCAGCGGAGGAAUACCCCCACCUCGACAACAGCUGCAGCGAAAUGACCGUCUUCCUCCCGUAUCUGGUCCGAUGUCACACAAGUUGUAUCGUUGAGAGGCUCUGGAUGGGGAGGGGCUCUUAUCUUGCGGGCUGGAUGGAGGGGUUCUUAUCUUGGCAUAAGUUGAUUAUUUUUUGUAAUGUUAAAAGGAAUCUAUUUUGUAAAUUAUUAUGUUAAAGCCAACUUCUUGAUGUUGGAUGUAGAAGGCUAGAGUUAGGUAGAAAUCUUCGAACUAGAUUGAUUUGUUCCCAGUAAUUCUUUUGAAAAACAACCUAUACCUGCUUCUAGUUAGUUUAGUUAAGAGACUUUAUAGGUAUAUUUAUAAUGUGCCCAAAUUCAUAUCUGAGGAAAUGACCAAAACCUGUGUAUCUGCUUUAUAUAUUUAAAAAGAAACUCUUUUAAGUCAAUAUUUUAGUAGCAAAGCACACAAGUCCAGUGCAUUUCACAGUAGUUGUAAGUUAUUUGUAUACAAAUACAAUUUGUCUUUGCAAAUGUAAAUUUACUAAAAAGAAACUUUUUGGCAAUACUUAAAUUUGCUAACAGUACUUGAUGGAUCUGAAUUUCAGGCACUCUUUUAUAGUGUGUGUGUAUGAUUGAUUCUUAUUAGAGAUAUUGUGUGAUUUCUUAUGUAAAUCUGUGCAAACAUUAAUACCGAUUUUAUUUGCUGAAGUGUCCAGACUUUGCAUGGUAUCUUUCUAUCAGUGAUUUUGCAAGUAUAAAUCAAAUAGAGGAAGAAGCAAGGUGUUGGUGCCUCUCUUUAUCCUCAACAUUCAAUAUAAAAUCCACUGUGGAAUGAUGGAUAAUCAUUCUUUUCUUCUUCUGAUUUUAUAAGUCAAAUCUUUGAAAAAAUUGAUAAAGCUGCCUUCUCUAAUCUAAUAUGGCAUAGAAAUCAACAGUUGCCGCAUAUCUAGGAGUUGCCACUGGAUAAGGCUGUCUAAUUUUUUGUGUAACCUCUUUAUAGUAACAAGAAUUCUACCAUUAAUAGGUUGCAGAUGAGGAGUACAUUGUGUGCAGAACCCAUGGUUGUAUGUAAUUUAUAAUAAGCAUAUUUAGUCUAAAGCCCCCUACCCCAUUUAUUAAAAAACCUUUUGAGACAAUUGCCAACUAAUUGUACAUUCAGUAAGAUUCUGUUAAUUCAGAAUAUUAAUUUUAAGUUAAAUUUGGAAAAUUAGGGUUCAACCUAGAUAAAUUAAAAAAUAGUCAUAAUGUGUAAUUUAAGUUAUAGUAAGUUCCUGCACAAUAUUCUGAAAUUGUUGAGAAUAAUAAUCCAUUUUUUUCUAAUUGCUUCCCAGUCAGAGAAAUCAGAGAAAGUUAUAGAGAGAAGUGUACAAAUAGAUAUGUUUAUCUUCUGAUUUGCAUCAUAAUGUUCAUAUUAACCUUUUUGAAUAUGACAAGUGCACUUUGGAACUGCAAAUGCAUUUGACGUCAUUAGUUAAUUAUAGUUACAAAAUUAUUACUAAUUAUUAUUAUAGUUGAAUUAGGACUUUGGACUCUCAAGAGGAAAAACUGAAAGAAUAAUUUUGUUAGUUCGGUUGGGCUUUGGUCAUAGAUACCCUUAAAAAUAUAUAGGGUAAGAUAUAUUCCUAAUUAAUCAAAUUAUAAUAUUCAAGAUCCACUGUGAAAAGUAUGUAUUCUUUCUUUAGAAGUGUUAGGUAAUAGAAGAUAGCCAAAUUCAGCACAUAAACUGGGACAAAUUUAUAUUAUACUGUAAGAAAAUUAAAUCUUGUAAUUUACUGAGGCUUAGUUUGAUUUUUCAUAGAAUGAUAUUAUUUUAUAAUGUAUUUGCUCUGUGGAGUAAAAC